GUUGGGUUCAGCGAUAACAAGCAUCAUGGUUCACCCAUCAGACUCCUCCUAGUCUGGGCGAGUGGGCUCAUAUUUUUUCACCAACUCGGUUGGGUUCGAUCACAUUUGAACCGCUUCUCAAAAUUUAAAGAUAUAAAGGCGCUUCCGAGACGACUCGAUCCUCUAUCCGCGAUCCUCCCCGCAACUGUAGUCGCGACCUACACCUGAAAAGACGAAAGAGCCCAAGAGCUUUCCAAGAAUCAAGAACCAAGAAUCCGAUUUAUUCUCGGAAUUCCACCCCAAGCCAGGGGUAUCUCCGUCCAUCCUGCGUGCCGCGCACCGAAGAUUUCGAAAUCGUUGGGUUUGGUAAUGCGGCCGGGUUUCGGCAACCGGAGGGGCCGAUUCCUAGUGUCCACGGAGGUCCCUCCCAGAUGCCCCCAGUCGUCGCCGCCGCUGUCGCCGCCGGAAUCACUGCGGGAAUCGUCGCCGUCAGGUUCCUCUUCCCCGACGGGAUCUAUACCCUGGCUUUCGCCGUCGUCGGGCCUAACCCCUCGCCCGCCGGAUGGGCAGCCCUCCUCAGAACGCCCCGCUCGCCCGCCGAGAUUAUCUCCGAAGGGUAAGCAGUCACCUGGGCAUUUGGCUGGAGAGGGAGGGCAAAACCUAGCGCCGCCGGUCACGCGAAGCCCACCGGCCAAAGACAGCCCGAGGGUAACCGAGAAGAGGAAGAAGUCAAGGAAGGCGUUGGCCGGAAAACGUGUCCAAGAACAACACCCCUCCUUCAUCCAAACUCGCCCACCCAAACAGCAGCAGCAGCCUCUGAUCUUGCAAAACCCCCAACCCCAACAGCAAGAGCAAUUUUUGCCGUUCCCUUCUUUAGUUCAGCAUCCACUGAUCUUCCAAACCCAGCAGCAGCAGCAGCAAUUCUCACCAUUCCCUUCAUUUGUUCCGCAAUUCUCGCCGUUCUCUUCGUUGAUCUUCCAAACCCACCCACAAAUGGCCUUCUCCUUCCCCAGUCCUCAACUGCAACAACAGCUGCCCUCCCUCUUUCAAACGCCCCAACCCCAACAGCAGCAGCGGCCGUCGAUCUUCCAGACCUCCCAACCGCAGCCGCAGCAGCAGAACGUCCAGUUCCAGCAGCAGCAGCAUGCGGCGCUGCUGCAGCAGCAACUGAUGCUGUUCACGGAGGAUGGUUCGCCAACGAGUUAUAAUACACGGUUUGUGGAUUUACGUCGGGAUUCGCAGAAGCUUCUGCUACGGAUCGAGGAGCUUAUUCUGGAGAACAGGGCUGACAGCGAGAGGCUGGAUCAAUGCAUCCGACUUUAUGAUUCAUCAGUAUCAGGUGACAGUUUCGAGUUUGAUGCUAGUCGUAUUCUUCAGGAACUAGGAGGAAUCACUACUGCAAUAGAAAGAGAGGUCUCAGUGCAAGAUCUGAUGAAGAAAGUGAAUGAUAUGAUGUGUCAUAUGGAAUUUGCUAUCCAUUCAUAUAUGAUGCUUAGGCCAAGGUUUCUUCGUCCAAAUGUACCAGCUGCUGCAGGUAUCGGUUCAGCAAGUCAGACUGUGGGUGCAGCAGGAACUUCUGGCCAAACCAAUCAACUGAUGACCAGCUCCAUAUCACCAAUUUUUGAAUUCUACAGUGGGAUUCCAACGAGGCCUUCUAAGUUUGUGCACCACACCGCUGCUAGAUUCGAGAAGUAUAUGACUGAGUGUUGCCAGCAGAUUGAAGAACUAGAGCAGCUGGUCCUGAUGGAUACUGACAAAACCUCUUCAAACUCUUUAGAAGCUCUUCCAAAAGUUAUGUCAAAUAUACAUGAUUACUUCAUCCAUGUUGCUGCUGAGGUUGAGAACCUCCAUCGGUAUGUGGAGUCUAUGAAGAUGGCAUAUCUUGCAGACCGGCGGCGUUGGGGUGAUGGUAAUGAUCCAUUUCUGAGGCCAGUGGAAGAGAAGCAGCUAAACGAUAAGCUGCUGCUAGAAGAGUUCAUCCAACAUUGCAUUUACCAGCUAAUUCUGCACAACCAGCCACCCAAGCUGCUGACAUCUUUGCCAGUUCAGCAGCUUCCAUAUCAAGUGCACCACUGCUGUCUUCAGGGAAUACUGCUGCAUCUUCCAGUGGUGGAUUUUUUAUUUUUAUACCUACAUCUGCUUCAUCUUCUUUUCUCUUUUCGACUCCAACAGCAUCUGCUCAAUCAUCUAGCCUGUUUGGCUCUGCUGGAUUUACACCUCAGUUAACUCCAUUUGGGACUCCAUCUACAUUUCUAUUUGGGUCCACCCAGGCCCCCUUAGGAUUUGGAACUAAUACCACACUCUUCUCAUCCACACCUGUUGUUGGUAGCUCUCCACUGUUCGCCAUACCAUCAUUUGGCACAGGUGCUACAACUGGUUCGGGUACUAGCUUUGGUGUUGCAUCUCAGAAAUCGUCCAGCCCAGGGUCUUGUUCAACCUGGCACUGAUCACUUCCAACAGAAAAGGCGUCUGAUCCUAAAACCUGCUGCAGAAUUUUUGGACCUUAGCAUUUUAUGCACGAUAUUGAGAUGAUUGUUCAACCAAGUAGGUGCACAGUGAUGCUUCUUGAUGGGCUCCAGGAUUUUUCUUUUAAAACAAGAAAAAAAUUCUGCAGUGUCAGCAUCGAACUUGUAAAUAACUUCACAGUAGUGUCAUUUGACUCUCUUUUUGCCUCCACUGGAAUGAGGUUGCGAGGUGAGUGUAUGUAGUAGUUGCUGUAAAACAAUGUUUUGACUCUUUGAUACUCGUAGUUAGCAGAUUUGAGAACUCAGAAAAUCUGUAAAUUUGUAUACAGACCAUUUAGUCAACGGAAAUGGGGUUAAUCUAUUUCCUA
Elaeis guineensis (African oil palm) is the source of this 2812-nucleotide messenger RNA. RefSeq names its product nuclear pore complex protein NUP58. The record is from RefSeq and is a predicted model, not a curated record. Gene Ontology annotation, biological process: nucleocytoplasmic transport. Gene Ontology annotation, cellular component: nuclear pore. Gene Ontology annotation, molecular function: structural constituent of nuclear pore. Lineage: Eukaryota; Viridiplantae; Streptophyta; Magnoliopsida; Arecales; Arecaceae.